Molecule: messenger RNA, 3120 nt
Organism: Coccinella septempunctata (seven-spotted ladybird)
Lineage: Eukaryota; Metazoa; Arthropoda; Insecta; Coleoptera; Coccinellidae
Product: toll-like receptor 4
Exons: 2
Coding region: 445-3003 (852 amino acids)
Biological process (GO): immune response; toll-like receptor signaling pathway; inflammatory response
Cellular component (GO): membrane
Molecular function (GO): protein binding; transmembrane signaling receptor activity
Source: RefSeq, a predicted model, not a curated record
CUGCAAUAUCCACGGCAUCAUGGUUUUGAAUAAUUGGGGGAAUCAUUUUGAAAUAAAUACUUUUAUUGCAGGUACUUGGUUAUAACACGAAACAUAACUCAUUCAACAUUUUAUAGUUUUGAUGAUCGGUUGAAAUGGAAAUAAAGCACGUUGAAUCAACAUUUCAAACAACUAUGGAACUAGUUGAUAAUGAAAAAGUAAACAACUUUAGCGAAGGAUUUUCAAGGAUACUCAUUAUUUAAUACUGAAGGAGUGGCUUUUUGCGAAGUGUUUUUUGUGGGUGUUUCUGAAGAAGAGUACUUCAAAUUGAGUUCUUACAAUACUAUAAUGGUAUGCAAAUAAGAAUCUGUAGAGUUCAAGGAUAAUAGAGGCCCAAGAACUUCCAAAGAAAUUCUCGUAUCGAAAAGUUAUGUAGAAUCUGAGAUAUGUCCUCAGAGGUGAAGAAUGCAAAGAUAUGUUCUUCUCCUGCUGUUCUUUCGAGUGGUGGCAACUAUAAAUACUUGCACAUCCCCCUUUUGCCCACCUGUUUUGGAAAAACGAAAAAUCACCAUAGAACGGGAGCUACCCUUGAAAUUCAUUGGCAGAGAUGAAGCAAGUGGGUGUAAUUGCGCUGAAGCACCGAACGUUUACAGCCUCUGCUAUAACAUAAACAGCAAGAUGGCACCGUGCUCUAAAUUCCCGAAGGAUAUGACAAUCUCUACCAAAACUUUGAUACUGAAAACUACCCAUAUCACAGAACUGGUAUACGGGGAUUUUUUCAAGAUGGUUCAUUUGGAAAUGUUAACCAUAGACAAUAACCAGUACCUAUCCAGAGUUCAACCGUACAUUUUCCAGAAUAUGACGAACCUAACUUCUUUGAGUUUCAUAUCUAACCCACUGCUGACUACAUUCCACGAAGAUACAUUUCAAGGACUUGUGAACCUGCAAGAACUGAAUCUUGUCAAGAAUGGAUUCCAGGAAAUCAAGGUGCUUGCUUCAGCAAUGAAACCCGAAGUUCUCCCAAGCCUUCUGAGGAUCAAUUUGAACGAAAACGUCUUUCAGAACAUUACAGAAAACGAUUUUGAAACCAUGGAGGCUAGUAAGCUAGACGAACUCAACCUAAUAGCUUGCGCAAUUGAGUAUAUCCAUCCCAAGGCUUUGAAGCCUCUGAAACACCUAUCAAUACUACGUUUGGGGAGUAACAGAUUCGACGUGGAAACUUUACUGGACCUUUUGAUAGCUACAAUCGAUAUUGGAAUAGAUUUAAAGGUGCUAGAUUUGUAUUUAUCUGGUCUGAGAGGUUCCCUACCAUCAUCUGUUCUGGAAGUCAUCGCAAAAUCGAACAUCUCUUCCUUGAUACUCAAGAGGAACCAAUUUGAUAUACUCGAAACCAAAUUGUUUCCCGUUUACAUGCCAAACUUGACCAUGCUAGAUUUAACAGACGUAUCAGCACAAACGAUCCACGAUCAAGCUUUCUCCAAAUUACCCAACCUCAAAACAUUAGUCUUAGCCAAAAACAGGCUAUCAUACUUCUCAGCCUCCAAACACCUCUCGAAUUUAACCUACCUGGACCUUCAAAAGAACACAGAUUCUUACGGGUGGGAGUUUUCCCUGGCUAAAAGUGAGUUCUACAGGAUGAAACUUCAGUACCUCGACUUACAGUUCACCAGGUUAUUAGUGUUGACCAAGACAGACUUUGGACAGAUGCCCCAUUUGAGGAUUUUGAAUCUGAAGAAUUGCAGUAUCUUCAAGAUAGAAAACGAUAGUUUCAGAGGAAUGCCAAAACUUCAAUUCUUGAAUUUGGACAACAAUUUGUUCUUCAAAAUGUGGAUCAACCCCAAGAUAGAUUUCGAUAUGUUUGGAGGUCUGGAGAAUCUCCAAGUGCUGAUGAUGGCUGGAAACUCCAUAAGUACACUGCGAACUUCAACUAAACACCUGUUGAAGCACCUCAAAAACCUAAAGCAUUUAGGACUGAAUAGGAAUAGUUUGCAGACCAUAUCCAGGGAAGAUUUUGAUCAUUUGACUUCGUUGGAAGUUUUGGAUAUCUCUGAAAAUCGCAUUUUGAGUUGGGAUGGGAGAGUUUUCCAACAUAUCCAAUUGAAAAAACUUUAUUGUUCAUUCAAUAAGAUCACACGGUUAAGUGACGCGAUGAUUCAAGAUUUUCAAUACCUUAAAUUUGUUCAGAUGGAUUUCAAUUCGUUCAUUUGUGAUUGUUUCAUGAAAGGAAAGACUAGUAGUAACAUAAGUGCGUUGAUCAAAUUUUCUCAGUUGAUAAAAGAUCAACAGAUAUACUGUUUGAGGCCAUACAACAACGAAACUGUCCUUAAUUUUCUUCAAAACAUUAUAAACUCGAAGUUAGACUGUGAUUCUGAAGUGAAUCUUCUAGGAUUCAUUUUACCCCUUUUUGUAAUUCUUGUGAUAUUUUGUAUUGUAGCGAUCGUGAUAUACAUUUAUCGAUGGCAUGUUCGAUAUUGGCUAUUUUUAAUCAGGAUAUACUUGAUCAGAAAGGGAAAAGUGCAAAAUAGUGGUGUUCGAGCUUAUACGAAUUAUCAGUAUGAUGCUUUUGUGUCUUACUGCAACCAGGAUCAAAAUUUCGUGAUUAAACUUGUAAAAAUGUUGGAAAAUAACGAGACACAUUUAAGACUGUGUAUUUACGAAAGAGACUUCCAAGUUGGGAGUUACAUUUCAGAAUCUGUUUUGGAAAAUAUAGCCAAAAGUCGCAAAACAGUUCUUGUUGUAAGUAAUUCUUAUGCUAAGUCUUAUUGGUGUAACUGGGAAUCUCAAAUUGCAGAGCAUCAUAGGCUGUUUUCUAGAGAAAUGAACGAUCUUACUGACGACAGUAUUGUACUGAUUAAACUUGGAAAUAUUGACGACGCACAUUUGAAUCCCACUCUCAAGUAUAUCAUGAAAACAAGAAUUUAUUUAGAAUGGGAUGCUGAUGAAGAAAAACAAGUAGUAUUUUGGAGAAAACUGAGACAGUUUUUGAUGGCGCCAAAGUGUGAUACAGAAAAUACCCGUUUGUAACCUUGCACAUUUCAAAUAAUAAUUUGAAUUCUAGUUCCUAUAAACUUUUUGUUAAUAUUUUCACUUUUCCUCGUCCAUGUUAUUUCAAUUUUUGACAUUAAUUAACAAUUAACGUUU